Molecule: messenger RNA, 8916 nt
Organism: Parus major (Great Tit)
Lineage: Eukaryota; Metazoa; Chordata; Aves; Passeriformes; Paridae
Gene: CHRM2
Product: cholinergic receptor muscarinic 2
Exons: 2
Coding region: 725-2122 (465 amino acids)
Biological process (GO): adenylate cyclase-activating adrenergic receptor signaling pathway; regulation of heart contraction
Cellular component (GO): plasma membrane
Molecular function (GO): G protein-coupled acetylcholine receptor activity
Source: RefSeq, a predicted model, not a curated record
CUUCGCACUCACACACAUCACACACCCCCGCACACGCUCCGGGCGGUCAGCGAGCGCACCCAGAGCCGCAGCAAGGACACUCAGCCAGCCGAGAUGCUCACCUAGGCACCCCGCUUCCCUCGCUCGCCGCCAGCUUAGCCUCACUUCCCCACCAGCUCUGGGGGAAGUAGGAAUUAUUACCGGCUCACUCACGAGUCCCGGCUUCACCUGGUUUUAAUUACUCCAGUUUUGUCUAAACCUUUAAGCCAGGUUUAAUAGCAUUAUUGCUCUAUAUAUUUUAUUUUUUUAUUUUUAUUUUUUUAAAGAGAGCUCAGCUUGGCUGAACUGCAGCAGCGACUUCCGAGGGUUAGAGCCACCGAGGGGCUGUGUGUGUGUAAAGUGUGUGCCUGUGGGUGUGGGAGGGCGAGAGGGGAGCGGGAGACAAAAACUCCAUCAGCCCGGACAAUGCCACCCCUCGUUUAAAGCUUCCAACCUGUUAUUCCUUGCCCCCACUAUCACGGUACCAAGUGCUCUGUAUUUCCCCCGGCCCAGCCCCCCUCCCUGCUGGUGGAAGAUAUGGAAGAGGACGAUAAAGGCGCUGGCUGCGGGCGCUGACGGCGCUCAGCCCGCAUGCCUCUGCCGCCACGGCCGGGGCCGCUCCAGCCAGCCGCUUGCAGCGGGAUGAGAUGCAACUUCUGCUAAUUGGAUCACAGGUGUAACUGGGUAUCUUGUUAUCAGAAGCGAAAUGAAUAACUCAACGUACAUAAACUCUUCCACUGAAAAUGUGAUGGCCUUGGAGAGCCCCUACAAAACUGUUGAGGUGGUGUUCAUCGUCCUGGUGGCAGGGUCUCUCAGCCUGGUCACCAUAAUUGGGAACAUCCUGGUCAUGGUGUCAAUCAAAGUCAACAGGCACCUCCAGACUGUCAACAAUUAUUUCCUGUUCAGCCUGGCCUGCGCUGACUUGAUCAUUGGCAUCUUUUCCAUGAACCUGUACACCCUCUACACUGUGAUUGGCUACUGGCCCUUGGGGCCUGUGGUGUGUGACCUCUGGCUGGCUCUUGACUACGUGGUCAGCAACGCCUCUGUAAUGAACCUGCUCAUCAUCAGCUUUGACAGGUACUUUUGUGUCACCAAGCCUCUGACGUAUCCCGUAAAGCGGACCACCAAGAUGGCCGGCAUGAUGAUCGCAGCCGCCUGGGUGCUGUCCUUCAUCCUCUGGGCCCCUGCAAUUCUCUUCUGGCAAUUCAUUGUGGGAGGAAGGACUGUCCCAGAUGGGGAUUGCUACAUCCAGUUUUUUUCCAACCCUGCUGUCACUUUUGGCACUGCCAUUGCAGCCUUCUAUUUGCCUGUCAUCAUCAUGACUGUCCUUUACUGGCAAAUCUCUCGGGCCAGUAAGAGUCGGAUAAAGAAAGGAAAGAAGGAAGCCGCCCAAAACCAAGAAACAGUUUCCCCCAGCCUUGUCCAAGGUAAAAUAGUGAAACCAAACAAUAACAAUAUCUCGACCAGCGGAGAUGGGUUGGAGCACAGCAAAAUUCAGAAUGGGAAAACCAGCGAAGAGACUGUGACCAAUAACUCUGUUCAAGGGGAGAAGGAGAGCUCCAACGACUCCACCUCCAUCAGUGUGGUCGCUUCCAACUUGAAAGAGGAUGAAGCUACCAAAGACACCAGACAGGCUUCUGCCUCCCAAGCCCACGUCAAAGCAGAGAACUCCAAGCUGACAUGCAUCAGGAUAGUCACUAAGUCCCAGAAGGGUGACUGCUGUGCCCCUACCAACACUACUGUGGAGAUCGUAGGCACGAACGGGGAGGAGAAGCAAAACAGCGUAGCCCGGAAAAUCGUCAAGAUGACAAAGCAGCCAGCCAAAAAGAAACCACCCCCUUCUAGAGAGAAAAAAGUGACAAGGACGAUUUUGGCCAUCCUCCUGGCCUUCAUCAUCACCUGGACCCCAUACAAUGUGAUGGUGCUCAUCAACAGCUUCUGCACAUCCUGCAUCCCUAACACCGUAUGGACCAUAGGAUACUGGCUCUGUUACAUCAACAGCACCAUCAACCCCGCCUGCUACGCGCUCUGCAAUGCCACUUUCAAGAAGACCUUUAAACACCUUCUUAUGUGUCAUUACAAGAAUAUAGGAGCUACAAGGUAAAAAUAAUAAUAAAAAUAAUUAUAGAAAGGGUGAAGAAGUUCUAAAUUAAAUUUAAAAAACCCUCAACGCUAUAGCACUUUAUGCUCUUCUAUGGAAUGUGCAAUCCAGGAUAUUGGUGGAAAUACUGAUAAGGGGCAUCGGCUGUACCCCUGAGGACUACACUUUAAAACAUUUUUUUAAUAAAUGAAAAUAAAUCUUUAGGACACAGGGAUGUUUGAGAAAUUAAUCAAGUAUGUGGACUGGAGACACAGUUCCUUACUUUCUGAGAGUAUUCUGCAGAAGGGCUUCAAAGUCUCUGAUUUUUGGCCAUUUUGUGUAAAAAACUUGUUCUUUCAUUCUCUUUUUUCUUGUUUUUUCCUGUGUGUGUUUAUUACAUCUUCAUCUAGGUAAAAAAAAAAAAAAAACAACAAAUUUUAAUAAUAACUGUGUGGAAGAGGCAUAGGAAUUUGGAUGACCAUUACAUAAUCCAAAUCAACCAUAGCAGAAAUUUUCUAAAGCUCAAAAUUGUCUAAAACUGUUUUGCCACUGUCAUGUAAGAAGCUCAAUGUUAGGUAAAUCAUGAUGGAAGUUUUUUAUGUUGUUUAUGACCCCACCAUUUCCAAAACCACAUCAGUUCUGAAAGUGUACUUAUGCACAACAUGUAAUCAUUGUAUAUCGUUCCAAGUCUGCUGCUUGCCCCCUCCCAGGGGUUUUUGUUCUGUGACUGCUUCAUCAUGACAAGAUCAAAGUGAAAAGACAUGGUCUCACCCAGAUUGCUACAUGCCAAGACUUCUUCAGCAUCCAUGUAAACCAAAGCUUUUGAGAUGAUUUUGGUCACUUUGUUCGUCAUGUAGCAUCGACCUGUGGAUUUGUCUCUUACCUCCAUCACCCUUUUCUUCCUUUGUGUACCUUACUUGUCCAGGGCAAGACUGAAUACCAAAAGAAGCUGUAAAUUAAAAGGUCUCAUCCAGUCCACCACUAUGGUGGCCAAACAAAGGGUCUCAGCUGAAGAAUAGAAACAAGAUUAUUACUAGGAAAAUGAAAGGCUACAUCCAUUUAAAGUUGGAUGUACAGAUGAAGAGGUAUGUUGAGGUUUCACAGAAUGAAUAGUUAAUAUUAGAUGACCAUGCUCUUGACCCAUCAAAAGAUGAUUUUUUGAUUAAUUGAUUGAGGAAAAUAAUAAGAUAGACUGACAUACCCAUCUGGAUCAAGCUCUGCUAAGCCCUUAGUGUGAAACUGGGGUUCUUUUGGGUGAAUCCUGGACAAGAUGUUUGCUUUCUGGAAAAGAUACUGGUCACAUUGCCUUGUACUACCUGAGAGCCAUAUUUUGACUGUAAGCCAAGGGGUAACACUAAUAAAAUGGCAGAGAGGAAAAUUGUGAUUGUAGAAAACCAGAUACUGAAAUAACCUGGAUGGGAGUCUGGCAUGGAUUAAGUUCAAAUAUUUUUUUGCUACUCUACACUAGAGUAGCAAAUACACAUGAAAUUUUGAUUAUUUCUGCCUGACAAAGAAUUUAGUAUUCCAGUAUUUGAUAUUUACUGUAGUAAAAUUAAACAUUUUGUGGACAGGUCAAAGUGUAUCAGAUUACUGAAAACAGAGAUUUUCUAUGAGUUACACAUAUUUUAUUUACCUUCUUCUUAGUACCUCUAACUUCCAGCACUAACAAAGGUACAUUUAUAUAUUUUGUUACCAAAAAGAGCAUACACAGUGUCCUAAGGGUCUCUUUUCUGGAGUGAAAGCCACCCACCAAACAGGACACAAAUUCAUUCUGUUAUUUCAUGCUACAGUUUUAGAGUAUUGCAAAAUUCACCUCAAAAUAGCAGUCUCUGAGAUUACAGAGAAAUUAAUCUUGCAGAAUUAAGUUUUACAUUUGACAAGCUUAUUGGAACACAGUGUCAAAGCACUUUGGUAUCAUGACAAUUUUCGUGUUUUGUAGUACCAGUUCCCAGCAGAAAGUGAAAAUGAGGAGGAUUAAACUGCAGUAAAUUAAGGCCACGUUAAAACUCCGGAUUAAUGUGUCUUAAUAUGAAGUCAUUGAAUUUAUACCCCUAGUGAUUUCAUCUUAAUAUAACUGUCUCUAUACAGCCAAGGAUCUAAUUCUGCAACCCUCACUUGCCUUGACUUAUAUCCACUAUCACUGUUCUGAUCUUCCUGCUUGUAAGGAAGAAUAAGUCAAUGACAAAGCUUGCCAAACUGAGCACUGCUUGCAUUUUAAAACUUCAUUCUCUAGGUUUAUCUCGACAGGUCAAAGAAGGACUUAUGCAUUCCUGGGUUGUUCAUUCAUUUUUGUGGUAAAAAAAAUCCAGAUAAAAUCCCAAGAUAAAAUAAAAUCAAAUAUGUUUGAUUUCUAAAUCUGACUUCUUUAGAAAAGUUGCAUAAAAGAAACACACCUGCUUCUUUCUUUCAGGAAGUGAUAUGGGUAUCAAUAGUACAGGUAGUCAAACUGGGAAAUAAUGAUUUGUACAGCCAUACUUAAUCUUUUAACUCUGGCUUUCUAUCAGAUGUGCAAAUAUUUUAUUCACACAUUUGAAGCUAUCACUUGCUGAUAAUGAAUUAAUCUAACAGCUAAGGAUGCUCCUACAGGUUAAAAAGUGGGACAGAUAGAUUGCACUUAUACUUCAUCAUGUGAUAUGAUGACACUCAAAAUACCACAGGAAGGAAAGUAUUUUGGUGCCAGCACUUGUUAAAAAAAAAAAAAAAAAAAAAAAAAAAGCAAAGGAAAAUUAUGAGUUUGAAGUUUUCUAGUGUUUUUCCCUAGCACCAUCCUCACUUUUGAUCUUAAGUGACAAGGUGCUUUGAUUUGUGUUAUAGUAUAUCUAAAAGGCUUGCAGGACACACAGUCCUCUGUGCUUCCACCCCAUAACAGUUCCAUGGUACAUUUACAUUUGCAGACUAUUAAACAGUGUAAAAAUGGAUGACAUAGUGCACCUAUGUAUGGAUCCACAGGCAUGCAAACACACAACCCUACAUGGUUUAUAUAUGUGAAAAACAGCCAGCUAAUAUUCAAGAUAUUGCAUGGCAUUUUGUCUGCCUUGUGUGCAUUGCCAGCUGCUGGGAGGUACAGAACCAACUCUUAUUGCACUGUUUAGCCCCUCCUGAAGGCAGAGAAGAGGCAGAAUGUGCCCUCAGAUAUUGGGAACCUCUUGGGUUUUCAGCUGGUUUUGGCUCAGUAAGACAAAAAUAUGAUAAUGGGUCAGAACUGCAAAGUAAUUGGUUCUUGAAUAUCCUUUGAGCAUUCAUGUCUUUCCUUUGUGUCCCAAACUACGUUCACCAGGUUUCACUUCCCUUCUGAGUGAUAGUUCUGCAGGAUCUAGAUGUCAGUCUUGAAGAGCAGCUCUCCCUGGGUAACUUCGGCUUCCCUGGCUGUCACCUGCACCCUGUGGUCCCCAAGGCCCCAGGUGGCCCUGCUGCUGGAGCUGCCUCAUCUUCACCUUGGGCUUGGCCAGAGGAUCCCAGCGGCACGUCCACACCAUGUGCUGCUCUGGCCACUUCUGUUUCGCACAGAAAUCAAGCACACUGUGCAGGUAACUCAUGAGAACAAAAAAGAAAAAAUAUCCCAAAAGCUAUAACCAACAACAAAAAAUUGCAGCUAGAACUUCUUGCCGCCUCCUUUUCUUCCUCUUUCAUUAUUUCCAGAAAGAGGCAGCCCACGGGGAAUGGUUUGUGCUGUUGUGGGAAAGUCCUGCUUUCCUGCUCCAGGAAGAGAACAGCAACUUGGAGAUGCAUCAGUCCAGGGUCAACUUCUCUGAGUAUUAAAAAUGUCUGUGGUCAAAGAGGAAAGGAAGAAAGAAAAAGAAAGGAAAAGGAAACAGAAAAGGAAAAGAAAGAAAAGGAAGAAAGGAAGAAAGGAAGAAAGGAAGAAAGGAAGAAAGGAAGAAAGGAAGAAAGCUGAAGCAAUACUUAAAAUCUGUUUUCCAGUGAGAACAGAAUCUAAGAAAAACUUGUCAGCCUUCUUUCUGUUUGAGAUUUUCAUUUGAUUUAUUAGGAGUCAUUUGAUCUAUUCAAAGAUAGAAAAGUAUUUGAAUGUUGCCUGAUAAAAGACAGUCCAAAGACAGCAAACACAUCUAUAUAGGUCAGAUUGCUUUUCCUUUCUUUCAUUGUUUUUUUGCUGUACAAAAGCUCACAGGGAUGGGAGUGCUCAAGUGGACCCAAGAGAUCAGUUGUUUGGCAUUCACAAAGCAUGAAGAGGACAAAAGCAAGUGCUGAAUCUAUCAGCCCUCUGUUUUAUACUCUUCUGGUGGAGGAAAACAUACUGACAAGAAGAGAUGCAUUCAAGAAGUGUGGCUGUGGUGAGAACAGCCCACACACUGCUGAAGAAACCCCUGAAGUGGCCCAGCAGCUCCUGGCCAUCCAGGGAUAGGAGCAGGAGGGCAGAGACUUUUUUUGUUAUUUUGUCUCCUUAUGGAUUUGAAUGUGUCCAUCUGUCUGUGGGACUUGCUAGCAAACUCACUGUUCCUUUCCCCAGUUUUGACUGAUUUUGAUCUCUGUUCUUCAUUCUUAUGAAUGAGACAUUCCUAACAGAUGACACAGCUCCAGCUUCUCCUGUGGUGCUGGGGUGGCACACUGAAUUUUUCACUUCUGCUAUCUUUCCUUGCCACCUCUGUGCCUCCUAAAAUUAAUCAUGGCAGAGGCCUAGCAGGACUGAAUAGUCAAAGCAUCCUGACAGUCAUCCUGCUGCAAACCUGACAUGAAUGCAGCUUGGGGGCAGGGGAGAGAGUGGAGAAGAGUGAUGCUGAUUUUUUUUUCUCCCCUUAGAAUACUUCAUAAAAACUCUCCAUUAUUUUGGCAAAUUGUGUUGUUUCUAGGGGUGAGAAUCUAAAGUUUGACAAAAGAAAGGGCAGGAGAACAAACUCUGGCCCUGUGCAUGGGGGGGUGUUUGCUGACAGUGAGUUUGGAGUUUAAUAGUCCCAGAUGAUGACAGUGCAAGUGGUAGAAAUUGAGAGAAUUAAAAUUAGCUUUUCUUUCACUACAGACACUUACAAGGGUAUGAUUUCUAUACAAUAUUGCUUUUUCAGUUCUUGUAUGUCAUGAAAUGCUCUAGACUUUUAAGGAAUAUUUCUUUUUUAAAAUGUAUAGAAAAUCUUGCCUUGAAGAAACCUCAAAGGUGAACUUUAAUUUGCUGUGGCCUCUCUUCUCUGCCUGUUUUUCCUCUUUUGCCCCAGUUUUACUAAAAAGCUUUCCUCCUUCCUCACCUUAACAAGUGUCACCCAUGUUACAGCUACAGGCUACCAGUUCCACUUGCCUUUCAGGCACUGUGAAUGCUGGCAUUCAACCUCUCUAACCCCACCCAAAACCUGCCGUCCCUAGCAUGCAACAUCCUCCUCCACUGGAGCCCAAGCCACUGUGUGGAGUGGCAAGUUCCAUAAAUCCAUUCUGCAGGCUUUUAAAUUGGAAGUAAAACAAACCCUCACAUGAAACAAAGCCUAUUCAGUUCUUCUGUUGCCCAGUUUUGUUAUCUUUGUGUUAGGCACAAGGGUGGAUGAUGUUAAAGAGUGAAUGUGCUUGUAGAGGAAUAUUGUGCUGCCACAUGCACAAAUUCAUUUUCUGCCCUGUGCAACAGAAAGACAGCCCUGCCUUCCCUCGAAUCCCCUUUCAUUCAUGAGCUUACAAGCAGAGUAUCCACUGAGAGUCCAAACCUAAGAAUGUAAUUACAGCAAGGCUGAGCUGAACAUGAAUCAUUUACCGCAACACAAUUAUUUCUCCUGUAUUUUUCUUUCCCUCCUUUUGCAGGGGCCUCUUUUGCUACAUAGUGGAGUUAGUGGGUUACAUGAGCAUAUUAAUCCUCCCAGGCCUCAUAUUUCAGGGUACUGGGUAGAUUUGUUAAACACAUUUCAUUCCAGUAAUAACCAAAUAAAAUAAAAUACAUUCUGGUGUCUUUUUGCCUUCCAAAGUGCCAUUCAGUAAGUUGUCUUUUUCAUCUUUCCACUGGGAGUUUCUUUUCUUCUUUUUUUUUUUUCUUUCUUUUGGGUUAUUUUUUUGUUGGGGUUUUUUUUGGUUUUUUGGGGUUUUUUUUUGGAUCAUACUUGCCAAGAAGCACACAGAAACCAUUUUCUGAGACAUGUCCCAAAGUGCUCUGACUCUGGCAGAAGCAGGUCUGUGUGGUACAUGAGGCAGUGUGAUCCCAGCCCGUGUUACAAUGUCCUUGGAAGGAUUUUACUGAGUGUUUAAUAUCCAGACUGACUCACCUGACAGCACUGGAGAAAGCACAGGGGGACAAGGUUGGUGUGUUCUUACUUGUGAAGGGACAAACAAGUCACUUUUGGAUUGUUUUUCUGCUUCCCCCAUGUAGUCUUCAGGGAAGAGGUAGGGAUUUCUGCCCCCACUGGAGACCUGCAGUCUCUCCACCUCUGCUCCAAAGACAGCCCUUCCCUGAAGCACAUCAUGGUAGCAGUGGCAGUAAAAAUGAUAAAAACACUGCUGGGAGCACCAUGACUGCCAAUCAACAGACAUUCUUUUAUCCUGUUCCUUAUUUCUGGUGCCACUUAGCUGAGCUGGUUGGUAAGUUAGAGACUAGCAAUUUGUAAAUACCUUUAGAUAGUGUGUUUCAACAUGACCAACACCAUAUCUUGACUGUGUAAAAAAUAAUACAUCAUGUGUAACACUACCCAGAUAAGCUUAUAAUGUAAAUAUAUCUACAAUGAAUGUCAAAUUACGCUUCAAGCUCUACGUACGAGGGAGAACCUCAUCUCUUCUUGAGACCUUUUUUAACUUAACAAUAUGAAAAACUUGUUAUUCAUUUAUAUAUAUAUAUUUAAAAAAAAACCUGCAUUCUUUUCUUCAAAAUAAAAUACUACUGCAAGAAAGAAGGGAAUGCA